AACACUUAUUUACACAAAAUAUAACAAAUUUACUUAAAUCCGUCUAGGUUCUGCCUAGCCAUCUAGCCACUGGGCCCUAGCCCACCACCCGAUUAGCUCGUAGCGUCUUUUAGAACCUUGUUUAUUGUUAGUCGAUUUUCAUGCUUUGUUAUUUACGAUUUCAAUCACGUACCUUGGUAAAGAAUUCAAACUCUAGUCCAAACAUAAGAAGAAACGAUUCAAUUUUGUCUUUUCUCUAUUUUCUUUUAUAAUGUGGACAAAAUGAUCUACGUAUGCGAUGAGGUAACAAAGACCAUAUGGUUCAAAACGUCAAAGCGUUGAUAUAUUCAAAGAUAACGACUUUGCCAGGACAUGACCUUUUUUAAAAAGAAGUCGUCCUCAAAUCCCAAGUCGCAAAGUAAUAUAUUGUAUCUUUCAGCUCAUUGUUUAGUAUCAACUCUCUUCAUCACCAUCUAUUGUUUGAGCUGCUUUGUGCAUUCUGUCAAGUCCCCAUGGAAACUAAAUCCCAUAAGCAGCUUCACAUUUUCUUCUUCCCAUAUAUGGCUCAAGGGCACACCAUACCCCUUAUAAACAUGGCCAAACUAUUUGCUUCUCAUGGUGUAAAAUCCACCCUAAUGACCACCCCUCUCAAUGCACCUCUCUUUUCCAAAGCAAUCCAAAGCACCAAGCAAUUGGGAUUUGAUAUUGAAAUUCUUGUCAUUAAGUUCCCAACUGAGGAGGUAGGGUUGCCUCAAGGAUGUGAAAGUGGUAACUUAGCUACCACCACUGAGAUGAAGGAAAAGUUCUUCAAAGCCACCUUCCUUCUUCAACCACAAAUUGAGCAGAUUUUAGACGAACACCGCCCUCAUUGCCUCGUUGCAGACGCUUUCUUUCCUUGGGCAACAGAUCUUGCCGCCAAGUUUGGUAUUCCAAGGAUCGUAUUUCAUGGUGUUGGUUUUUUCGCUCUGUGUGCUACUCUUAGUGUGCUGUUGUACGAGCCUCACUUGAAGCUGUCAUCGGAUUCAGAAGUUUUUACUAUUCCUAAUUUUCCAGUUGAGAUCAAGCUGAUAAGUAGCCAAAUACCGGCCUUUAUCAAGCAAAAUGCUGAAACCGAAUUCACCAAGUUGUUUAAAGCUGCGAGAGAGUGUGAGGAAAAGAGCUUUGGGUUUAUUGUUAAUAGCUUUUAUGAACUUGAACCGGCUUUUGCAGAUCAUUACAGGACAGCGUUUGGGAGGAAGGCAUGGCAUAUAGGCCCGAUUUCGUCAUGGAAUAAGGCAGCAGAUGACGAAGCUUCCCUUGAUCAGCACAAGUCCUUGAAUUGGAUUAAUUCUAAGAAACCAAAUUCAGUUGUUUACAUAUGUUUUGGAAGUAUGACCAAUUUCAUUGACUCUCAGCUCCUAGAAAUUGCAGCGGGGCUUGAGGCUUCUGGGCAGGGAUUCAUUUGGGUUGUGAAGAGAGAAAAGAAUGAUAAAGAAGAGUGGCUUCCUCAAGGAUUUGAGAAGAGAAUGGAAGGUAAAGGACUAAUUAUAAGAGGUUGGGCUCCACAAGUGCCGAUUCUUGAGCAUGAAGCAAUCGGAGGCUUUGUGACGCAUUGUGGGUGGAACUCUAUCCUUGAAGGAGUGUCUGCCGGGGUACCAAUGAUCACAUGGCCUGUGUCGGCUGAGCAGUUUUACAAUGAGAAGUUGGUGACUCUGGUACUGAGAACUGGGGUUGCUGUUGGUGUUAAACAAUGGAGUACAUUUGUAGAUGUGAAGAAGGAAGCCAGUGUGAAGAGGGAAGCCAUAGAAAAGGCUAUAAAUCAAGUCAUGGUGAGUGAAGAAGCAGAGGGAAUGAGAGCCAGAGCCAGCGUACUUAGAGAGAUGGCAACGAGGGCUGUUAAGGAAGGUGGUUCGUCCUUCUCGGAUUUAACUUCUCUACUUGAAGAAUUGGGGUCCCUUGGAGCAUGAAGUACUUUCAGCCAAAAUAACAUCACUUGUUUUUGUUGUGUGCGUUUUUAUGGAGAUUAAUCCAAUUUUUGCGGCAUCUGUAUCUAAAAUUUCAAAUUAAUAGCAAAUGAAAGAAAAAGAAUAUCUAUAUAUUUGAUACAA
This is a messenger RNA of Pyrus x bretschneideri (Chinese white pear), 2066 nucleotides long. RefSeq names its product UDP-glucose flavonoid 3-O-glucosyltransferase 7-like. The record is from RefSeq and is a predicted model, not a curated record. The transcript has a single exon. Bases 492 to 1925 code for a protein of 477 amino acids. Gene Ontology annotation, molecular function: UDP-glycosyltransferase activity. Lineage: Eukaryota; Viridiplantae; Streptophyta; Magnoliopsida; Rosales; Rosaceae.